UGUUUCCUUAUUCCCACAUUAUAAAAGAGGCUGCCUCCUCAGCAGAAGCAAGCAGGAGAGGUAAGAGGAGAGCAGGACAGCUACCAGGACCUCUGAGAAGCCCAGGCACGAAGGAGAGAAGAUGUUUCAAAUUGGGGGCCUCAUUGUCUUCUGUGGGCUGCUGGCCCUGCCUUUGCCCGUGGACCUGGCUCUGAGUCCCACAGAUGUUGCUGGAGAGUUGACAAGUGCUGUCAGCAGUGGCCUGCUCUCUGGGGGUCUGUUGGAUAGUGUCAAAAACCUUCCACUCGUGGACAUCCUGAAAACUAAUGCAACUUCUUCUGGUGGCCUGAUUGGCAAGCUGCUUCAGCAAGUGAUCAAUCCUCUGAAAGGCCUCACUGGUAUAGAGAUCACUGAACCCAAACUUCUGGAAAUUGGCCUUGUGCCGAGCGAGGAUGGCCACCGCCUCUACCUCAACAUCCCUCUGAGCUUCAAAAUCAAAUUGCAAUUGUUAACGAGCAAACUACGUCUGUUAACACUGUCUGUGAAGCUAAAUGCCACUAUAGAACUCAUUCCUAAGAAAGAAGAAGAUGGACUCCACUUGGUCCUUGGUGACUGCUCUCGAUCCCCUGUCAAUCUGGAAAUCACCCUGCCUGAUGGAGCUCAAAUCAUCCUCAUUCAACCCUUGAUUAAUGACCUCACCAAUACCUUGACUAAAACCCUUCCUAAGCUGCUGCUGGUUCCGGUGUGCUCUCUGGUCAAUGGACUUCUCAGCCAGUUGGAUGUGUCCUUAGUGCAAAACAUUGUCGACACACUGAUCCCUCAGAAGGAUAUUAUCAUCGACGUCUAAGCCUUCCAGGAAGGGACCUGGCCUCUCCUGAGCUAAACCACUUCCUGCUGCUCAAUCCAUUCCCUGCCCAGCCUCAGACGAUUCACAGAAUGCUGCCCAUGUCCUGCACAAUGACACAACCGCUGUUCGGGGCCAACAGCAGUCUUCUCUCCAAGGAAACUGCUUCCCCUCCUUUCCCACCAGGCAUGUGUUACAUUCCAUAGUUCCUC
Molecule: messenger RNA, 1035 nt
Organism: Phyllostomus discolor (pale spear-nosed bat)
Lineage: Eukaryota; Metazoa; Chordata; Mammalia; Chiroptera; Phyllostomidae
Gene: BPIFA1
Product: BPI fold containing family A member 1
Exons: 9
Coding region: 122-826 (234 amino acids)
Biological process (GO): negative regulation of single-species biofilm formation in or on host organism; antimicrobial humoral immune response mediated by antimicrobial peptide; antibacterial humoral response
Molecular function (GO): lipid binding
Source: RefSeq, a predicted model, not a curated record